AUGGACGAGGAGGUUGGUUCUGCUCGCGAUGGCGACGUUACGGCACUGCUCCGUGAGAGCUAUGCGCUCCUACAUCAGGCGACGCUCGUGACCGCGGACGAGCGGCGGAAGUGCGCAGAGGCAUUCACAGAGUGGGCAUUGUCAACACAUCGGUCAACGCCCGCAGGCACUGGGACACCAGCCUCAGGGGGUCACAGCCGUCUGGAACCAACCCGCUCAGUCGAGGGGUUAGUUCCCGUGCUCAGGCGUCAAAAUUCUUUACCGAGAAACGUAGGACUUGGGCGCGGCGUACGCCCACAGCAGAGCAGCAGACGUGUCCGGCUCCGAGGUCGUGGCAACGGUGACGGCUCGCCGCUUCAGGAACGCUCGGCACACGGGGCGCAACCGCCGCGAGCCUUGGAGCAAGCUUCAGAGUCUGAUAGCUUCAUCAGCGACACUGGGGCCCAGAGCGACCAUGACACUUCCAGCUACGAGAGCGACUCGAGCGCGGUUUCCGCGGGCGUGCGCAUACCUAGAAGGAACGACCCCGGUUUCACUGCAACGCGCCCCUGCAGGGCGGAGACAGUGCACCAGCGACGUCUCCCGCACGCACCAGCAUUGCGUACUACGAGCGCUGUCGCAGCACAGCGUGGGUACAGCACACCUGACCAGCGGCAAGUGCCGUCGGAUCGAGGACGAGCCUACAACGCCGCCCGCGAACUGCGUCCAGCAACGUUGCUUGAGGAUUUCGCAGCCGCAGGUGACUCUCUGGGGACGACGCAAGCGGAGAAUGCUCGCGCAGCAGCCGCAGCAGUGCAAGCGCCGGCAGCACUGGCGGCAAAUCCCUCCAUAGAAUGUCUCGCACGAAGGCGCCAGUUGCCUGGACUUGACGUCGGAUCAAGCGCGCUGGAUGAGUCUGCGCCGCCAGCAACCAGAACAGUUUCUCUCGGUGCUGACUGGCUCCUGGCGAGUUUUACGGGCGCUAGCUCCAGCUCGUAUGUGGACAAGAGCCCAAGUCGUCACUUGCCGCGAUAG
Cyanidioschyzon merolae strain 10D is the source of this 1014-nucleotide messenger RNA. RefSeq lists its product as hypothetical. The record is from RefSeq and is a predicted model, not a curated record. The transcript has a single exon. The coding region runs from base 1 to 1014 and encodes 337 amino acids. NCBI's taxonomy places the organism in Eukaryota, Rhodophyta, Bangiophyceae, Cyanidiales, Cyanidiaceae.